AUGGAAGAGGCCGAAGAGGCCAGCGUUGUGUUCCAGCCGCAACGCCUUGUCGAGCUGCACAACAAUAAGGAGCAGAUUGAAGAAAUGGGAGCCGCUGUACACAGACACAGCGACAAUCUGAGAACUACGUUACUUCUGAUUCAGGCGGUCCUCUCCUAUAUUGCGCCUAUUCAGGCCGAACGACGUCCUGCACCUGACGUCAUGAAGCUUCAACAAAUGGUUAAGAAGCUACAACGAUCAUCCCAGGUCGGUCCGCCAUGGCGGUAUUCUCAUACGGAGGCUACGUUGAUGCAGUAUGCGCAAGAGGUUAUCGUGAAAGGAAUGAAUACUCCGGAAGCCAACCCACGGGAAGACAUUAUAGCUCAGACUUCACCCAAGGUCUCUAGCGAUAGCGAUCGUCUGCCAUGGAUGAAGGCUAUCCAAGCAAUACGAGAAGAUCGAAAGGAGUCGGUGCCAACAAAGAGCCCUAGGAGAGCUCUCAGUGUCUUGCGAGGUGCGGCUCCACUUCAAGGUGUACAAGAGCGUGAGACAUCCGACUCGGACGAUGAUCUGGACACCGACUUCGCGAAAGCGGCCUUGAGCACAGGCUCGCAAGCCUUCGAUUCCGGAAGUUGGGACGAGGCGGACUCUCUACUCCAAGAAGCACUCAGAAUAUUGCAAGGGCUGUCAACGCGCCAACGCGCAUUCUGUGACGUGUUCAGCCUCUUCUACAGGCUUGCAGUCUGCGCCUACCACGUUCAGGAACCUGUGGAUGCGGCAAAAGCUCUGAUCGGAUUUGUCAACCAGCCAGCAGACUCUGAUCAGCAACGUGAAUGCAUUCACAACGCGACGCACUUGCUGUCUCAGUUAUAUGUCCGAAUGAGGCAACUCGACCGUGCACGAGCCGAAUGCGAGAAGGCCUUACAAGCAAGAAGACGAUUACUGGGAAAACGGCAUGCUUCGUCUUUGGAGUCCUUGGCUCUUAUGGCUCACAUUUACGUCUUGCUCAAUAACCGUGCGCUUGCGAAAUCCUGCCUUGCCAUGAUACCGGAGGCAAACCGAGAAGCCUCUUUGAAGGCAGUCGAAGAAUCGCUGCAAACGAGCGUAGAGCACCUUGAGUUUUCUUCGCUUCUCUCGCGUGCGAGACCCUCCGAGACCGAUGCGAUAGGAGAGCGACCUCGCAGCAGACUCUCCGAAACAAGCUUGGAAGCCUCGCCAGAACCUACUGGGAGCGACUCAGCAUCUGUGUCCAUGGUACUGGCUGCUCGGCCUUGGAAAGCGCCUCGAAGUGUUAUAUCCGAGAACAUGACUCUGGUGGAUUCCAGCCCUCCAAUGGGAAAAUCGCAACCUUCUGCAUCAAACAGAGUAGAAUGGAGGCCGUCAGAGGAUGGAAGUUGGACACAGGGCUACUCUCCUAGCCCGAGAAAAGCAGAACCAGUGAUUCCGAGCUCGGAUGAACCCAGGCAUAUGGCGACAUCCGAGGGAAAGCCCUUAUCUCGCAAAGAGAUCCUUGGUAAAGUCGGAUGCCAACCAAGGGAUCGGACCGAAGAGGCUGUUUGCGAUGGAGAUCAUGGAGCGUUGACAGCUAUCCUUAACAAGAAGAAGGGGUUCUGGCGCUCGAGUGUGCGCAAACGGGGCCGCCCAGAGCGAGUCACCGCGCUACACUUCGCCGCGCUGCUGGGAGAAGUGGUUAUGGCGAGGACCCUGAUCCAAGCGGGGUUCAGCGUCAACGAAGUUCCUUUUGGCUACUCAACAACUCUAACGCCGCUCAACUUCGCUGUAGGCGCUCGACAAGUGGCCAUGGUCGACUUGCUCACUGCCAAUGGAGCGGUGCCAGCCGAGCCGGACACCUGGUCGACCUUGGCCGGACAGCUUAUGAGUCGCUCAUGGCUGAUCAAGACCACGUCGGAUGCCGACAAGCACCUCGUUCCAAGCCGCAUCAUCGCAGUCAUGGAUGUCUUGCUCAACCGCGGAUGGGAUAUCAAUGCACCGAUGACGACAUCCGGGGGAACCGUGCUGCACCAAGCUGUUUCUUUCUGGACAGGCGCCUACAAAUGGGAUCUGGAUCUUCGAGCCACAGUGACAUCCUUCUUAUGCGAGAGAGGAGCAAAUCCGUUUCAAGCGAAUGCAGAGGGCAAGAGCCCUUAUGACAUUGCCUCUGAUUCGGAACAUCAAGAUCUCCUGGCGAUCAUCGAAGAACAUUCCAGGUCGAAAAGGCUCACUGGCACGGCAGCCAUGCCGGCUGAGCUGUCCAGUCAUCAAUAA
Molecule: messenger RNA, 2244 nt
Organism: Alternaria novae-zelandiae
Lineage: Eukaryota; Fungi; Ascomycota; Dothideomycetes; Pleosporales; Pleosporaceae
Exons: 2
Coding region: 1-2244 (747 amino acids)
Cellular component (GO): nucleus; cytoplasm
Molecular function (GO): protein binding
Source: RefSeq, a predicted model, not a curated record